AACACAAUAAAAAAAUUGUGUUAAAAAAGAAUUAUAACUAUUCAAGCAUCCAAAUUGUGCCGCAAUUGGAAGCGGGACUGGGGGUGAUCAGCACUGUCAAGGGGCCUCAGCUUAGAAAAAUUGAGGACUCAAAAUGCAUAGAAUUUAUUGUACUGAAUACAUUUGUGAGAAUAUCAAGACCAGUGGUACAGGAACUAUUUUACAUUAUUUUUCAAAUUAUAGUUUUGUUCCCCUUAUAUCAGAGAGGUAAAUUUUCUCCGCUCCCAUAUCUGAUGACACUGCAAAGACUUAAGGUAAAUUGAAAAAUAUUGAAUAUUCUAAUUCACUGUAAAUAUUAAUAGAGCUAAUAACAUCAGAGUUUAAAUUGUGUAUCAUAUUUAUGGAUUUUAUAUUAUAUUUAGUGAUAACUAACACAGGAUGAUAAUGAAACUAUCAUUAAUUUCAGCCAUGAUAACUGCUCCGAAAAAUUAGCUCACGUUGCUGUCGCGAUCCUCUCAUAUAUAUAUCUGUGAUAGAAACGAAUGUGUUAUCAAUGUUAUCAUCACAUUCCAAUCCAAUCACGUGUUGGUUGCAUGUAACUAAGGAAACGUAUUUUGACUGUGGAGAGGGGGUGGGUAUUGUGAUAUUUUGAAAAUUUAAUAAAUUGAUCAAACUAUAGGACAUCAUGAACUGUGAAGAACAUGAUUUAAUAUUAAUAUUAUUUUCACCCUGAGAUUUACAUUACGUCGUGUAAAAAAUUUUUUGUUUUGUGAAAUAAACUGUUAUCUGGUUAGAAAAAUGGGUCGCUUUGCUACUGUAGCUGUAAGUUGUUUGAAUCAGUGGGCUUUGGAUUUCGAUGGUAAUAAGCGUCGUAUAUUGCAAAGUAUUGAAACUGCUAAGCUAUUCAAUGCAACAUACCGCAGUGGACCUGAACUUGAAAUAUGUGGCUACAGUUGUGAGGAUCACUUCCUAGAGAGUGACACCCUUUUGCAUUCAUGGCAAGUUCUGAUUGAUAUAAUGAUGCAUCCAUCUUCAUCAGAUAUUUUGAUUGAUGUUGGUAUGCCAGUAAUGCAUAAAAAUUCUACUUACAAUUGUCGAGUUGUAUUCCUCAACAAACGUAUUUUGUUGAUCAGACCUAAAUUACUCAUGUGUGAUAGUGGUAACUAUAGAGAAUCUCGUUGGUUUACUCCAUGGAAAAAAACACAUUCCAUAGAAGAUUUUUAUUUGCCUCGAAUUGUGCAGGAACUCACUGGCCAAACUAUUGUACCUUUUGGAAAUGCUAUAAUUGCUACUGUUGAUACUUGUAUUGGUUAUGAAAUUUGUGAAGAACUGUGGACACCGAAUAGUACUCAUAUUCCAUUAUCUAUGGAUGGUGUUGAAAUAAUUGUAAACAGUUCUGGUUCUUAUAUGGAAUUGCGUAAAUCUUCAAUUAUUUUGGAUCUAAUUAAAUCUGCCACUUUUAAAAAUGGUGGUUGUUAUUUGUACAGUAAUCUUAGAGGAUGUGAUGGCCAACGUGUUUACUUUAAUGGUUGUUCAAAUAUUGUGAUGAAUGGUUCUCUUAUUAAAAUAGGCUCUCAGUUUAAUAUAAAAGAUGUAGAAGUGACUUGUGCUACAAUAGAUUUAGAAGAUAUUCGUAGUUAUAGGAAUGCUAUAAGAUCUCGAUCCAGCUUUAUUUCAGAGCCUUACCAUAGGAUAAAUGUGUUAGACUUUAGUUUAUCUAGGGAAAUGCGCAAAACACCAGAUCCCAUUUUGACUGAUUUUAAAUGUUUAUCUCCUGAAGAAGAGAUUACCUUAGGUCCAGCAUGUUGGCUUUGGGAUUAUUUGAGACGUUCUAAACAAGGUGGAUACUUUUUGCCAUUGAGUGGUGGUGUUGAUUCAUCAAGUACAGCAUGUAUAGUAUUUUCCAUGUGCAAUUUAAUAUAUCAGGCGUGCAAAGAUGGUGAAACACAAGUUUUGAAUGAAGUGCGUGCUAUUGUUGGUCAACCUAAUUAUUUUCCUUCGAAUGCAAGAGAACUAUGUAAUCAGUUGUUAACAACCUGUUAUAUGGCUACUGAAAAUUCGUCUUCACAAACAAAAAAACGAGCUGAAGACUUAUCUUCUCAAAUAUUUAGUUACCAUUUGAGUGUUGUUAUUGAUAAAGCGGUCUCUGCAGUAAUAUCUAUUUUUGUCGGUUUAACUGGUAAAACACCACAGUUUUCCAUUUAUGGUGGAUCUCCCCGUGAAUCGCUUGCCUUGCAAAAUGUACAAGCUCGGUUGAGAAUGGUUUUAACAUACUUAUUUGCUCAAUUAAUGUUAUGGGUGCGAGGCCGACAAGGCGGACUUUUAGUCUUGGGUUCAGGCAACGUCGAUGAAGCACUUAGAGGGUACAUGACAAAAUAUGACUGUUCAAGUGCUGAUGUGAAUCCAAUUGGUGGUAUUUCAAAAUCAGAUCUUAAAAUGUUUCUCAGAUAUUUUAGAAACAAAUAUUCAUUAUCUGCAAUAGAUGAUAUUAUAAACGCUACACCUACAGCAGAAUUAGAACCAUUGGUUGCUGGACGCACUUCACAAUCUGACGAAGCAGAUAUGGGCAUGACUUACGAUGAGCUCAGUGUUUAUGGAAAGUUAAGAAAACAGAACUAUUGUGGUCCAUAUAGUAUGUUUUGUAAAUUGUUGUUGUUAUGGGGUGAUAAGUAUACAGCUGAACAAAUUGCAGAAAAAGUAAAACACUUCUUUAGGUGUUAUGCCAUAAAUAGACACAAAAUGACUAUCUUGACUCCUAGCUAUCACGCUGAAGCAUAUGGUCCAGAUGACAACCGUUUUGAUCAUCGGCCAUUUUUAUAUAAUGUUUUAUGGCCAUGGCAAUUUCGUUGUAUUGAUCAAAAAAUAGAAGAAUUCAAUGACAAAAAAAGUGAAGUUCCUAGGUACCAAAUAUCUUUUGAAUCUAAUAGAAAUGGAAAAUAUGCUGUGAAUGUGUAAUAGAAUUUUUGAUGUUCAUGUAAAGUAUUGAACUGUAUUAACAUUAAUUUUGACAUUCAAAUAACUAUUAACUUAUAGAAUUUUUUCUCUUUUUUU
Messenger RNA from Sipha flava (yellow sugarcane aphid), 3030 nucleotides. RefSeq names its product glutamine-dependent NAD(+) synthetase (gene Nadsyn). Gene Ontology annotation, biological process: NAD+ biosynthetic process. Gene Ontology annotation, cellular component: cytoplasm. Gene Ontology annotation, molecular function: ATP binding; glutaminase activity; NAD+ synthase (glutamine-hydrolyzing) activity. NCBI's taxonomy places the organism in Eukaryota, Metazoa, Arthropoda, Insecta, Hemiptera, Aphididae. The record is from RefSeq and is a predicted model, not a curated record. Bases 778 to 2934 code for a protein of 718 amino acids. The transcript has 3 exons.